Molecule: messenger RNA, 3843 nt
Organism: Eupeodes corollae
Lineage: Eukaryota; Metazoa; Arthropoda; Insecta; Diptera; Syrphidae
Product: WD repeat-containing protein 20
Exons: 5
Coding region: 411-3209 (932 amino acids)
Molecular function (GO): protein binding
Source: RefSeq, a predicted model, not a curated record
AUUCCGUCAAAAACCCGUCAAGUUGUGAAAAGUUGAAAAGUGGAAAAUGUUCGUUCCUUGUAACGAAAGAAAAUAAUUAAUAACUUAAAAAAUAAAACCGAAAUGCCUGUUAAAAUAUAAAUCUCCCACAAAACUCACCAUCCGUGAAAUACCGUUGUCUUUUCUAAAAGCUAAUAUAUACAAAAACAAAAUUGCAAAUUUCCCAAAUCUCUAAUGUAUUUGUCACAAAGUGAAAACAAAGUUUGCAGUAACAUUUUUAUUUAUUAUUUAUAUCAUCGAACGACGGCGACGAUAACGACGAAGAAGACGACGACGACAACUAGCCAGAAACAGACACAAAAUCAAAACCACAAUCAGAACCAGAGGGACGAAAAAAGCAACGACACAAGGAACAAUACACAACACCAAUAAUGGCUGGCCAACUAGAUCCCAAUGUUAAGGACGAUUUGAAAACUCAAUUUGUCACAAGAGAGGGCACCUAUCGCCUGAUGACUCUAUCGGAAUAUUCACGACCUAAUCGAGUGGGUUAUACAAACAGUCAAAGUUCACCACAGGUGCGGGUGUCCAUUGUUUCCUUGCCAAAUCCUACAAAUGGACCGCUUUCCUCGACCACCAAUUGCGCAGUCAAUAGUUCCUCCACCAGCAGUUCGGCGGUGGCGGCGGCGGCGGCAGUCACUUCGUCGUUGUCAUCUAGCAAUGGCGGUGGAGGCGACUCUUGCAACAACAACGAUCGGCAGAACAGCUACUCCAAUUCCAAUUCUAAUUCGAACGCAGUAGUCACUGGUUUGUCGUCUUCAUCAAUCGAUUCGCGUCUCGGCGCUGGAAUCUCGGGUAUCCACAUGAAUGGCGAUCACAACGGAGGACUCGGUGGUGGCAAUAUGUUUGGCGGCGAUCGGAUCUGCUUCAAUUUUGGAAGGGAACUUUACGUCUAUGCCUUCCGUGGUGUCAAGAAGGGUUCUGAAUUAAGCAAACCAAUUGAUAAAAAGUUCUACAAAGGUAUAAAUCCAAGUUGCCAUGACUUUAAUGCACAUGCGGCUACACCAAGUGGAGCACCUCUCUUAGUUGGAUUCACAACAGGCCAAAUCCAACUAGUACAACCACAGCCGGGUCCACGUGAACUUAGAAAAAUUUAUAAUGAAGAGCGCCUGAUUGACAAAACAAAAGUAACCUGCUUAAAGUGGUUACCACGUUCGCCAAAUCUAUUUUUAGCAUCUCAUGCAUCAGGUCAUCUUUACUUGUACAAUGAAGAACUACCCUGCACGCCAACUUCGCCAAACUAUCAGCCUUUCAAAAUGGGUGAUGGUUUUACGAUUCUCACAUGCAAAUCCAAGUCCACCCGGAAUCCUCUCUACAAAUGGGUUUUUGGAACGGAGAAUUGCAACAUAAAUGAAUUCUGUUUUUCGCCAUGCGGCUCGAAUCUUGCUAUUGUCUCGCAGGAUGGUUUCCUGCGAGUCUUUCACUAUGACACAAUGGAAUUGCUCGGUAUUGCUCGAUCCUAUUUCGGAGGCUUCUUGUGCGUAUGUUGGUCGCCAGAUGGCAAAUACAUCGUGGUGGGUGGUGAGGAUGACCUGGUUACAGUGUGGUCGCUGCAUGAGCGUCGAGUUGUAGCCCGUGGACAGGGACACCGGUCGUGGGUGUCGGUGGUGGCGUUUGAUCCUUACACAACGUGUUACUCGAAUUGGGAUGGAGGUGAUUUUUCGGAUGACGAAAAUCAAGUAAGUGAGUACAGCAACCACCGCUAUGGCAGUGGCAGUGAUUCCAACCACGGUUUCGAAUGCAGCAGCAGUGGUGGCGGUACCACUGCCGCUGCUGUGUCCGCUGGCCCUAGCACUGGUGAAAAGAAUCCCACACCUAAUGCACGACAGCGUCCGAAUUCAUUCCGAGAAAGUUUAGCCCCUGACAAACUAGCCAUAAGCUAUCGCCUGGGUUCUGUAAGUCAAGACACUCAACUAUGCCUUUGGGAUAUAACCGAGGACGUGCUGAGGCAUCCUUUGACUCUCCGACAACGGGUUAACAGCACCAAUUUGAAUGAAACUAGUAACAACACAAGCAACAAUACCAGUGCGCAUCUGAAUGGAGACAUCCAUGACGUAAAACUUAUCAAGCCAUUCGCAAUGACUUCCACUCCCGGAGUCACCAAUGGCAGCAACCCCAAUUCGAUUAUCACCAAGGAUCACGAUAGCAGUAAUUGUAGCAGUAAACAUAGUAGUAACAGUAGUUCGGGUAAAUUCUCAACAGCGAAUUGCACGUUAUCGUCAUCGUCGACAGCAUCUCCGGCCAACGACACAGCCGCCACUGUCCCCGGAUCGUCGGCGAUAAAUAUUGGCAGUGCAGCUGAAAUAGUUGUAGCAAACAAAUCAAAUUGUAGUAAUAGUAGUAAUAGUAAACCAUCUAAUAACCCAUUGAAAUUCCCUAACUGCAUCAGCGCCACCACAUCCGAUCUAAUCGAUAUUGGGAGCAGCAAUAGCAGCAGUGUUGGCGUUGGCAUAGGCAACAACGUCAACGCAAAAUCAUCGUCUGGAAUUUCAUCAACCAAGUCCGAUGAUUCGAAUAUAUCAACGCUUCGCAAUUUAACACAACGAGUAUCGAACUUUUUCAGCAAUGAAAAGAAGUCCUCGUCUUCUUCGACCUCUUCGUCGACAUCGACGACAACGGUUUUUGAUAACAGUCAACCUAAUAACCACUACAAUCAUCAGAAUCACCCUGGUGGUGGCGGUGGAGGCGUCGGCGUCGGUGGCGGGCGACACAGUAGCCAUCGAAAGUUAUUUAAAUCAUACGUAAGUGGUAAUAACAGCAGCAGUAGCAACCAUCAGACAUCUUUUAUGACAGCACCAAAUAGUAGUGGAGGAUGUAAUUCAAUUGACGGCAAUGGAAUUGGAAUAGGUGGUACUUUGAAACUAGGAUCCAAAUCGUCAACACUUCAAUCGCCUACGGGAGCGAUUGUUACAUCUUACGAUCCAAUGAAACUUAUCGGUACGCAAUCGUGUCCAAGGUUUGACGAAUGUCCUCUGCUGGAGCCACUUGUGUGCAAGAAAAUCGCCCAUGAACGGCUAACAGCUUUGAUAUUUCGAGAGGAUUGCUUUCUAACGGCUUGUCAGGAUGGAUUUAUUUAUACAUGGGCGAGGCCAGCAUAUUCAUCGAAUGUUCCUCAACAUAUGUCGCCUAGUCCCAGUGCACCUCCAGGAGAAAGAAAAACACCUUUAAAAUAAUAAAGAAGGCAAACCCUCACAUUUUAUCAUAAAAUAAAAAAGAAAAAACACAAAUUGAAAGCAACGUGCAAGUGAUCAUCAAAAUAAAAUAAAACAAAACAAAAACAAAGAAAAGAAAUAAAAAGUUAAUGUUAAUUAUUGUAUGAAAUAAUAAUCUGUUUCUAUGAAGUUUUAAUUUUCUAUUUAUUUAAUUUUAUUUUAAAUAACAAAAUACAAAAGAGACGUUUAAAGCGGUCUCCUUUUCUAUUUUCUUUCAUUAUUUUUUAUUAUUAUUAUGUAUUAUAUAUUAAUGAUAUAAUUAUUAUUAUUAUUGCUCUAUAUUAUAUAUCGAAAUAUAUUAUUUAGUUUUACGUUGAUUUAUAAUAAAACAAGAAAAAAAAUAUGCAAAUAAGAAUAUAUAUAAUUUUAUCAUGUUGAACUAUAAAAAAAUAAAAUAAAACUAGUUUAAAUGAAAAUGAAAAGAAAUAAUUAAAUUAAAUUAAAUAAAAUUAAACUAGGCAACAAAUGUACAUUCUAAGUUAUAUUGAUUUAAAAUUGCAAUUAAAUUUAAAAACAAAUGCAAAAGUAUAAAUAAAUGAAAAAGAGAAACUAAACAAACAACAAAAAAAUCAAUAAAUGAAAAUAGUAAGGGUAA